This is a messenger RNA of Solanum dulcamara, 1002 nucleotides long. RefSeq lists its product as uncharacterized. The record is from RefSeq and is a predicted model, not a curated record. The transcript is spliced from 4 exons. The coding region runs from base 1 to 1002 and encodes 333 amino acids. NCBI's taxonomy places the organism in Eukaryota, Viridiplantae, Streptophyta, Magnoliopsida, Solanales, Solanaceae.
AUGGAAGCUAGGCCGGUUAUGACUAUGGAGGAGCAAAAGAUGUUGGUCAGGUUUAUCAGAUUUGGCCUUCCUAGGUUCUCGGGUGUCGCAAGCGAGGAUGCCCAUGUAUUUUUGAUUAGUUGCCAAAAGAGGUUGCAUAACCUCGGGUUGGUAGAGUCUCACGGGAUUGAUUACACUACUUUUCAGCUAGAUGGACCAGCAAAGCAAUGGUGGAGUUUGAGGGAGAGGUUGAGAGAUGAGUUCACAGUGUUGGUACAGGGAUCUAUAAUAAUCACAAAGUAUAAGUCUAGGUUCCAUGAGCUCUUCAUGCAUGAUACCAAGAUUAUGCCGAUAGUGGAGGAGCAGAUACGCUGGUUUGUCACAGGGUUAUCAGUUUCUUUAAGGUUAGCUACAGAGAAAAUGGUUGCAUCAGAUUGUUCGUUCUUGCAGUUAGUAGAACAUACCCAUACUAUUGAGGUUGUACGUCAUGAGACCUACGGAGGUAGUGACAAGAGGCCUUGCCAUAAGGGCAGUUUUAGUGGGCACCAGUCACAUGAGUUCCCUGAUGUAUUUCCAAUCGAUUUACCUAGUCUUUUUCCUGAGCAUAAGAUUAAUUUCGACAUUGAUAUUAAGCAUGGUACACAACUAGUCUCUAUUCCACCGUAUCGUAUGGAUCUAGUUGAUUUGAGGGAGAUUAAGGUGCAUCUCCAGUACAUCUUGAGUAAGGGGUUUAUCAGGCCUAGUGUGUAUUCCUGGGGUACUCUUGUUUUGUUCGUGAAAAAGAAGGCUGGUACCUUGCGCAUGUGCAUUGAUUAUAAGCAGCUGAAUAGGGUGACCAUGAAGAAUAGGUACCUAAUACCACCGAUUGAUGAAUUAUUUGACCUGCUCCAAGUAUUUAUGGAUUUGAUGAACCCUGUGUUCAGUCCCUACUUAGAUUCCUUUAUCAUUGUAUUCAUUGAUGACAUUCUAGUCUACUUCGGGAGUAGAGAGCAGCAUGAGAAGCACCUGAGGAUAGUACUUUAG